Drosophila guanche is the source of this 2651-nucleotide messenger RNA. Its product is annotated as BTB/POZ domain-containing protein KCTD3. Bases 189 to 2453 code for a protein of 754 amino acids. Gene Ontology annotation, biological process: protein homooligomerization. NCBI's taxonomy places the organism in Eukaryota, Metazoa, Arthropoda, Insecta, Diptera, Drosophilidae. The record is from RefSeq and is a predicted model, not a curated record. The transcript is spliced from 2 exons. Gene Ontology annotation, molecular function: protein binding.
UACAAUUAAAUUGCACCCCAGCAGCGCUUCAAGUGGCACUGAAAUCUCGUCUUGUCGUUAUCUUUGUGGCUGUUUGUGGCUGCCCGUUCGUUUAGUUGCAGUUGCGGGCCAACGCUGAGAGGGAAGCCACACAAAUAGAAGCAAAUUAAAAACACUUAUCCGCUGCUGCGGCAGCUUGGGACUAGGGGAUGUCCUACUUUAUGCAUACCACUGCUAUCAGCGACUUGGUCAAUCUCAAUGUGGGUGGUCAACGAUUCUCUACGUCACGGCAAACGCUUACGUGGAUACCAGAUACUUUCUUCACGGCUCUCCUCAGUGGGCGCAUCUCCAGCCUGAGAGACGAGCACAAUGCCAUUUUUAUUGACCGCGACCCGACCUUAUUUUCCAUCAUUCUCAACUACUUGAGGACCAAGGACAUCGAUAUCAAGAAUUGCGAAAUACGCGCCCUGCGACAUGAGGCCGAAUACUAUGGGAUAACACCUCUGACCAAGCGUCUGGCGCUCUGCGAGGAUCUGAAUCACUCAUCCUGUGGCGAUGUGAUAUUCUACGGAUUCCUGGUGGCUCCGCAGAUGCCCUCUAACGAGGCGGUGCAGGCAGCCGUCGACGUCGACACAUUGCCUUCCACAUCGGGCAAUGGGGUGGGGCGACCUGGAUCCAUGGUGCGGGUGCCAGAGCCGUCACGGGCCACACACUCGCGAAACUCUUCGUGGGAUCUGCGUCUGGGACGAACGGGUAGCGGAAACGGCAACGCCAGCGCCAGCUCCAAUCCCCCAGCUCCCAUGCUACACUCCCGGAAUCCUUCCCUAGACUUCAUGCGACACUCGCGAAACUCAUCGGCGGAUCUGAACAAGGUGUUUAAAAACGAGGUUGGCAUGGUGUUCAGCCCCACCCAAAGUUCCCAUUGGGUGGAUCCGCUAAGAGUGCAGAUCAUCAAGGCUCAUCAGAACUGGAUAGCCGUGGCCUACGCCCACUUUGUGACCUGCUACCGCGUGAAAGACUCCAACGGAUGGCAGCAGGUCUUCACAUCGCCACACAUUGAUGCCACCAUUGAGCGUAUAGCGAUCAACUCCAAGGUAAACACAUCGACGGCAGAGCCCAUACCGAGCAAGAUGGUUGCCAUUUCGUAUGGCAGCCAGAUAAGACUGUGGAGCAUACAGGAUGGUGGCCAGAAGACGGACGUGGGCACCUUUAAUCUCAAUGUGAGAGUGGAGUAUCUGUUCUUCAUUGGCAGCCAACUGGUGGCCCUGUCCUCCUCCGGCAAGAUUGGAGUGUGGCAUGCCAUGACCCAGCACUGGCAAAUCCAGGACUUGGUCCCAGUUCUCUCGUUUGACUCUGCGGGUUCAUUCCUGCUGCUUGGAUGCAACAACGGCUCCAUAUACUACAUAGACAUGCAGAAGUUUCCACUCCGCAUGAAGGACAACGAUCUGCUGGUCACCGAACUGUACAAGGAUGUGACGCUGGACCCCAUUACCGCCAUUUCCGUGUAUCUAACUCCGAAGACGUCAAGCAUUAGUGGUAAUUGGAUUGAGAUCGCCUACGGCACCAAGUCGGGAGCGGUGCGCAUUAUUGUCCAACAUCCGGAGACAGCUGGGCAUGGACCACAUCUCUUCGAGACAUUCUUUGUCCACCAGAGCCCCGUCACCAAAGUGAUGCUCUCAGAGAAGUAUCUCGUGUCGGUGUGCAGCGAAUACCAUCAUGUGCGCACCUGGGGUCUGACCCGAUUCCGGGGAAUGCUCUCCACCCAGCCGGGCUCCACUCCGGAGGCCUCUUUUAAAAUUGUCUCACUGGAGGCCACCGACUCGAACUACAGCUAUGCGGCUGGCAAUGAUUUCGGUCCCUACGGCGACUACGACGACAUGAUCUUUGUCCAGAAGGUCGUGCCCGAGACGGAUCAGCUGUACGUGCGUUUGGCCUCGAAUGGGGAUCGCGUCUGUGUCAUCCGGUCUGUGGACAGCUCUACCAUAUCAGCAUUUUGUGUACACGAGUGCGAAGUCUCGUCGCGCAUGGGAUCAAGAUUUAUACUCACUGGCCACUGCAACGGUGCCAUUCAGAUGUGGGAUCUGACCACCGCACUGACGCUGAUCUCCAAGGAUGAGCCCCGGCAGAAAACCAACGGCGGACCCGACGCCAACGAGCUUCUCCGCCUACUUGACCAGUGUGAAAUCAGCAAUUCAUCAUGCUCAACACCUUGUAUGUCACCGUGUCUAUCAGUUGUGGGCAACGGCACUGGAAUGGCCUCCUCUAUAGCUCGCAUGAAGGCCAGCAAUAUUGCAUUGUUAAAUCGGGAGCCGAUCGUCGCACCGCCUCCAUCGCCACAAGUGCAAGCCAUGCCGCAGCUGCCACCAGUGGCCGCAGGAGUAGCCGCAGUGGCAGUAGCUGCUGCUGCUGCUGGUCCUGGUGCUGCUGCACCUGAACCAGUUAUACUUCCGAUGCCCGAUGCCAACAAUGAAUGAAACGUGGAAGCGGCUGCUUGUUCGGCGCUUGUCGGGCGCGUUUCAUCAUUCACAUUUCAUAGGUGUAGCAUGAUCUUCGACUUUCAAUUUGUAUUCCUGCAGUUAAUACUCUGCGCCCUCAUCUACAUGUGGGUGACUCGACUCAUGCAGGCCACAACCAGAAAUUGACGACAUUCGGCAUUUAACUAUUGAAACAAA